Molecule: messenger RNA, 3471 nt
Organism: Symbiodinium sp. CCMP2592
Lineage: Eukaryota; Dinophyceae; Suessiales; Symbiodiniaceae
Source: the annotation of a GenBank genome assembly
AUGCCGCCAUCAUCUGUGGCUCCCGAGAUCCCUUCUGGAUUUCCAGAUGACUAUGUGCCCAAGAGGUGCCGUCGCUGCGGCGAGUGGUCGACAAGCGAAUCAAGGUAUGAUCAGUCGAAAUCCAUGGAAAGCGCAUGGAACGGGUAUGUGGCCUGGGGUCGCGGAAGCGUGGAAUGUCCGACCGGGAACCACUGUUUGAUGUGCAAGAAGGUCGCUGAUGUGGGUGGCUGGAUCAUCAAACACGGAAGCAUGACGGCGGUGGACAAGGCGCUCGACAGCGAUCCCUGUUGCAAUCAUGAUUUCUUGCAGCAAAAGGAGAACCUGCUAGAACAGAAGGUGGCAAACCCUGCAAUGAGGUUGGGGAAGCACAAUCUGUUGAAACACCCAGAGCAGGUUACCGUGACCGAAGAGCAUAAGCAGGGCUUGCAGGCACCGAAGAAAAAAUUCAUGCUGCUCUCCGCUUACGAGAAGCGCUUCGGCGCUGCGGAUCCGGGACAAAUCAAGACCAUGCGCAUUAAGGGGCAGGAGCUGAAGGGGGUGGAUGUAAUAGACGAGAUCGACCAGGGGGUCUACACCUACAUCGACGAGGUGGCGAAUGCUGUGCAACGGCAAACCACUUUAUCCGAUGCUAACCUGGUGGUGUCUGCAGAUCAGCCGGAGAUGAUUUUCUCCGCUGCGGUUCGCCACUUGAGCACAGCACCGAAGGAUGACUCGAGUUGUGUCGUUAUCGACUCGGAGCUGGGGAACUCUUCUGCAUCAGGCGCAGGAGCUCCGGACCUGUUCUUCGGCGGCACGGCCGGUGUUGCAUCCGAGGAGGUGCCUGACAACGACGACGAGGAUGAUGAGUUCCAGCCCUUCGCUUCCUUGUUUGGUCGCCUGGCAUCCCAGUCCAAACGUGAGAGCGCGGAAAAGGCCCAGCCCGCGCCAAAGAAUCCGGGGAAGACGCGCAACAAACGGGCAGUGGGAACAACUCCGUCAACAUCGAACCACCAGUCGGAAGCAUCAGAAGCGACUACGAAGAAGAGGCGAACCGAUGUCGCCAAUGAUGGCAAUGGCGGCGGCGGCGGAGACUCCGAGUUGAUUGAGAAGUUCCAAGCGAUGUUUGCCGAUUGCAUCCUCCUGACUGGCGUGACAUCCUCGGACGAACAGGCCUUUGGCCAGUGGAGCAGAGAGAAAUUGAAGACUAUCCAGGAUGCUCGAUCUCAGAUGUAUACAAAGAAGAAAUCUCUGAAGCGCCGAAGCUCCCAGAUGUCGGAGGACGUGGGCAGUGCGCUAGACGAGUUCAUGAACAAUUUGAGUCGGGUGGCGGACCUCGUGAAAAAGAUCUCAGUAGGAUGCCCAGAAGGACGGCACGUGUACGAGGCGUUGUCAAGCCUUUGUGAGGAGCUUCAUGUUGAAGUCUCGCCUGCAGUGUGGAUGCGAGCACUGAGAGCAAUGGCGUUCGACAAUCUGAAGACAAAGGCUUGGAAAGAGUUCUUCGUCGACACGUGGACCCUCUGCCUCCAGCACCUACCUUCGGAAUCCGGCUUCUUUAACCUGGUGACCUCACAGCUUCUGCAACGCUUGAUCAAGGCCAUUUCGACAGCCAAGGGUGUGACACAGGAGUCGCUGGCGGUGGUCCGGUCGUUCGUGGAGGCUAUGGCCGAGCAGCAGAACAUUGAGAAAACUUUGCCGCGUGACAUGAGUCUCGACGACCAUUCGCGCAUGGUGAACUCGGUUAAGAUCGUCUUGGAUUUCAAUUCGUCGCCAAGCACGGUCCAAGCUGCAAUAGAAGAGAUCAAGCAGAACGUGGAACAGCAUUGGGCAGCGGGGCCAUUCGAACUUGGACACGGGAAAAAAAUCAUUGAGACAGCGCUUGCUAACUCCAAGACCAAGGAGUCCGUGGCGGGGGUGCUCGACAUGAUUGGCGAAGCGGCGACGUUGGUGUCAUUGAAGGCAGCUUUCAGCCAGGACCACGGUGCGCAGGUCACGGCCUAUUUGCGGAAGUUGCACGACAAGCCUGUCAAGUGUUUGCGCGGUGCCGAUCGGGAUAAGCUACUUCGUGUUCAGAAGACUGCUAAGCAAGCAGUUUUGGCGAUUGUGUUUGGCUGCCUGAACAAUGAGCUUCUGCCCUAUCUGAACGAGCUAAGCCGUUGCCUUUCAGCGAAGGAGACCUGUGCAUCAACAAUGUUGCCAUCGAGCUGUUGCAUCAUGCAGCUUGCUGACGAUUGCGGUCAGUACUGUAGCAACGGCGAGGGGAUGGUCUUGAACAAGCUGAAGGACUUGAGCGAGUUCGCAUCAACUCUGGCUGAGAAGUGCAGCGCAGAGUCAGUUCCAGAGGCGGAAGCAUCAGCUUUGUCAUCGCAGUGGAAAACUAAGGCCUGGAUUUUCAACAGGACGCUGGACAUUUGUGCCACCAAGGCUACCGCCGCCGCCCCAGACGGCGAGGAUGCAACGAGGAUGGCAUCCAUUUUGACGACGGUCCAAUCGUCGUGUGACACGGUGAGCAGUGCUAUCGAUAUUGCAUUGCGAGGUCAUGUGAAAGACAAAGCCAUGUCAAACAUCGACGAGCUCAUCAAAACUGUCGUGGCGGUGGUGUCGAAUGUCGAUGGGCCCGGUCCGACUGCUGAGGACACGACGAACUUCUUUGCCAAGAUCGAAGCAGCCAAGCUGGCGUCAACAGUCUUAGGCGAGGAUGGAGCCACAGUCAGGAAUGGCACCGAAGCACUGGCUCUGCUAUACACGUGCCUCACAAGCAGUGUAUCUGCUCGUGAUCGAGAACCCAACACGGUGAUCGAGGAGAAGAUCAUCGUCGACUUCAUCAUGUCGUGCAACAAAUUGGUUGACAUGGAUUACUCAGAUGCAUGGGCCAAGCUGAACUCAGUGACUACAGUAGUUUCGGACGAAGCGCUGGCUAUCUUGACUCAGUCAGCAACAACCAUGCGCGACCUGAGGGACACCGAGUUCACAACGCUGUCGACUGCAAUCAAGGAGCAUCUGGACGGUGCGGCAAUCGACGAAAGCACGGUCGAGAUUCAUGAUGGCAUCUACGCGAUCGAGUCAUUCGAUGACAUUGCAAAGACCAAGGACUCCUUGACAGAUGUCCACUUCAGUAUGUCAAAAACCACUGAGGUCUCUACUCAAGCUACGAAGCUCGAGGAAGCGAUUCGGCAUGCCAAGGAGAUUGCGUCUGGCAUGGGUAUGAAGGUUGAAGACGUGGUGCCCAACCUCGUGAACCAUGAGACUAGCUACCGGAGUGCUUUGAAGUGGCUGGUCACAGGCAACAUGCUUUACUCGUUGACCAGCAAGGCCGUGCGAAGGGCUUUGCAGACCCAGACAAAGCCAAAUGGGAAAGCAAUCACUUCGCUGAAAGAUGCCCUCGCUGCAGCGGCGGACAACAACUUGGAGGUCCCUGUGUCGCUGCAGGCACUUGCGUCGAAGAUCAUUCAGUUCGACGUGAAGGCGGAGGCCCAAGCCAAUGCAGCACAGUGA